Molecule: messenger RNA, 597 nt
Organism: Coprinopsis cinerea okayama7#130
Lineage: Eukaryota; Fungi; Basidiomycota; Agaricomycetes; Agaricales; Psathyrellaceae
Exons: 5
Coding region: 1-597 (198 amino acids)
Source: RefSeq, a predicted model, not a curated record
AUGAGGAAGCAUAAACGGUCGUUGCACGUCCCCCACGAAUUUGCCCUCGCCCUCGCCCUCUACGCCUUCACGGUGGAGAAAAUCCAAGACGGCCGCACCUACGCGAUUAGGAACAUCAAAUCCGGCACUGUCGUCGAGGUCGCGAAGGAUAACAAGUCCAGUGCGUCUUUCCUUGUUUCAAACCGACUGGGCGAGGUCGUCCAGCACAGACAUGUAGAACUUACCAUGUUCGUUAUCAUAGUCGUCGGGAACGUGCUCAAUAGUGCGCCGAACCAGAAGUGGACGACCAACUGGACAGGCAAAGGCUGGACACUCCGCUCAGUCGCGUCAGGCCAGUACCUAAGCAUCGCAGGCCCACCCGCCAACGGCACAAAGCUCGUCCUCUCCGCCGCCGCGUUCGAGUGGCAUAUCUGGCAUGAUGAGGUGUACCCUGGGGUUUAUCGGAUCUUCGUACCCUACACAACCCAAAACCUCGACCUGUACAACUAUGGAGACUUUGCACCCGGCACGCCUGUCACGCUCUGGAAUAGGUGGGAGGGGGCGCACCAGUUGUGGGAUUUCGAUCCAGUUCAAUGGGUUGUCUCCAAGGGUCGUUAG